This is a messenger RNA of Pyrus x bretschneideri (Chinese white pear), 3657 nucleotides long. RefSeq names its product putative pentatricopeptide repeat-containing protein At1g12700, mitochondrial. The record is from RefSeq and is a predicted model, not a curated record. Bases 195 to 2069 code for a protein of 624 amino acids. Lineage: Eukaryota; Viridiplantae; Streptophyta; Magnoliopsida; Rosales; Rosaceae. Gene Ontology annotation, molecular function: protein binding. The transcript has 2 exons.
GGUGGAAGCUCAAAACCAGACCGAACCGUUUUUCACUUUUUAAAAUAUCUUAUUCACUUGGUUCGUUUUAUAUAUAGACUCAAAAGAAAUUUAAUUAUGACCAAACCUAAAAUCAUGACAAAAUAGAAUCAUUUUUUUCGUUGGUUUGUGUAUUUAUUUUCAAUUUGCGUUAAUCUAAGAACUAGAAAAAAAACAUGAAAUUCAUGCUCUUCAACUCUCACAAAGUCUUACAACAAUUAGAGAUGCUGAAGAUGAUGCGAGCAACGAUUGCUGCUUCUUCUUCUUUGAAGGUUGGUUAUGGAAGCAGCAGCACCAGAGGUAUGCUUCCUUGCCCUCUUCAAUCUUCUCCUGUUGUUGUUUUCUUCAACAAUUACUUGGCUUUGUUUCACUCUCGAGCUUCUAAAUCGACCGAAUCAAGAAACACUCAACAACACCAGCUUGUGAAAAUCAGUAAUGUUGAGGAUGCUUUCAAUGUGUUCGACGAAAUGCUUCAAAGGCGUCCUCUGCCUCCCGUUGUCCCUUUCAACCAAAUCUUGACUCAACUUGCCAGGAUGAAAUAUUAUUCGGCAGUCAUCUCCAUGAAUAACCAAAUGGUUGUGUCCGGAAUUCGUCCAGAUGUUUAUACUCUAAACAUUAUCAUUAAUUGCUUUUGUCAUCUCAACCAAGUGGAGUUUAGUUUGUCAGUCUUGGGUAACUUCUUCAAAUUAGGUUUUGAGCCAGAUGUCACGACCUACACCACUCUAAUCAACGGCUUUCUUCUUAAGAAUAGAGAGGCCGAGGCUGCAGCACUUUUCAAUAAAAUGUUGGAUAGUGGUAACUGUAAACCGAAUGUGGUUACUUUCGGUACCCUAGUAAAGGGCCUUUGCGCAAAAGGUAACAACACUGCAGCAAUCCAGAUUCUUAAGAAGAUGGAAGAAAGAGGUUGCAAGCCUAACUUAGUUGUCUAUAGCACGAUCAUCGACAGUCUUUGCAAGGAUACUCAAGUUGUUGAUGCAUUGAAGCUCUUCUCAGAAAUGAUGAGUAAGGGUAUUGCCCCAAAUGUCAUUACCUAUACCUCUUUGGUUCAUGGAGUUUGCAAAUUAGGAAACUGGAAAGAAGCUACAAGAUUGUUGAAUGAAAUGGUGAGUAAACAUAUCUUUCCAGAUGUGUGCACCUUCAGUGUUUUGGUUGAUACAUUUUGUAAAGAAGGGAUGGUCCAGGAAGCAAGGAGCGUGGUCGAAAUGAUGACGCAAAGGGAUAUAGCACCCAAUACAAUUACGUACAAUUCGCUUCUAGAUGGUUGCUGUAUGCGAGGAGAAAUGGACGAGGCAAAAAUGGUUUUUGAAGUGAUGCUUAGCAAAGGUUGCAUGGUUAAUGCUCGUAGUUAUAACAUAUUGAUCAACGGCUAUUGUAAGCAUAAAAGGAUAGAUGAGGCCCAGAUGCUUUUUCUGGAAAUGUCUCGUAAGGGAGUUGUUCCAGAUACGGUUACUUAUACCACUCUUAUUGAUGGGAUUUGCAAGAUGGGGAGAACACAAGAUGCACGUAACUUGUUCUCUCAAAUGCAAGCUUGUGGCCAACUUCCAAAUGUUCAAACGUAUAAUAUUUUACUGAAUGGCCUUUGUAAAAACCAACAAUUUCCCAAGGCAGUUGAAUUGUUGGAAGAGAUGGAGGGAAAGAAGUUGGAUUUUGAUAUUGUAACUUACAAUAUUCUUAUUGAAGGAUUGUGUAAAGCUGAAAAAUUUGAAUAUGCAUGGGAUCUCUUUUGUAGUUUAUCAUCAAAGGGAAUUCAACCUAAUGUCAGGACAUAUACCAUAAUGAUUAGUGGAUUUUGCAACCGGGGACUAGCAAGUGAAGCAGAAAACUUGCUUAGAGAAAUGGAAGAGAAAGGUUGUUGUCCAGAUGGUUUCAUGUACAACACAAUUAUCCGAGGGUUUAUCAAUAACAACGAGACAUCAACAGCGGUGAGGCUUAUUCAAGAAAUGGUGGAGAGGGGUUUUUCUGCAGAUGCAUCAACUACGGAGUUGGUCGUUAACUUAUUGUCUAAAGAUAAAGUAGAUCCCGCUUUGUUGGCAUUUAUAGAAAGACCGUGAUGAAAUUGUUUUGCAUCUUUUCAGUUUUGACAAGUUUUCCUUCUCUUGAAUGCUACAUUGAAGAGAGUUGUUCUGCUGCUGAGUGCAGUUCAGUUUUGACAAGUUUCGGUGCUUCCUUCUCUUGAAUGCUACAUUGGAGGGAGUUGUUCUGCUGCUGAGUGCAGUUCAGGUAGCCAUUCAUUCGUGCAUUGGCUAGUGAUAUAUGAUAUGUGUUAUUAAUUGAAUCUAUAUGUGUUAUUAAUUGAAUCUAUCAAGUGAUCGAGCAACUCUUAUGAUACUUUUCUUUAAAGAUUAUGAAAUUUGUUGAAAAGCAGAGUAAUGGGACUGAUAUGAAAUUCGUAGACAUAUUUAUGGCUUGGUUUAACUUCUCUUUUAUUUUUUGGUAAUAAUUAUCUUGAGGAGAUUAUGUAUAAUUAAUUUUAAAGGAUAUGGGUCUGAUGAAAGAAGCAAUGGAGGAAAUGAUAGCUACAGGAGGAGGACUCAAUCCAUUUCUUAAACUUUGCUCCAACACCAGAUACAAUACACAUAUGAUGAUGCAUCCGAAUUCCAUCAUGAAAGGUACAAUCUGUAUCCGAUCAAACAAUGUCAUCUGUGAUUAAACAAAGAAUAUACGAAUUCCAUCUUUUCUUAAUCAUUUUUCUAUCUGCACUAAAAUAUUGCAAGUUCACCAUUGAAAUAAAUGCCUUGAGUUGUUGAUAUGGAGUUUAACAAGUCCUAUGGGUAAUGUAUGUGCAAUAAGAAGGCAAUUGCAAGUAAAUGUUUGGCUCCGUCAAUCUUCCUUUUCUGAAUCUAGAACAGGAAGGAUGCUCAGGGCUGAAGAAUGAAGAUGCAUGCCCUGAACAAUCCCCUCAUAUUAACAGGUGCAGGCGUUGAGUAAAUUUCAAUAGUGCUGGCACGAUAAACAGACUGGAUGACAAGUAAAAGACCAGCAAUUUGGAAGAGAUCAAUUUGGCAUAGAUGUGGAGUUAAUCAUUACGGUUAUGCCUUGUCCCAACUGACGGUGUUUAAUUAAGCGAGCAUGUGCACGUAACCUGAAGAGAAAGUUGCAAUUUCAUAUCCCAAUACAAGGCAAAAACCGGCGGACUUUGCCAUCCAACUGCGAGUACUACAAGCUCCUGGGUGAAUAGCAGAAGGGACACCUGAUACAACGGCUAUGUACUUCUCAGGAAGCCUUUCCUUCCGAAAACGAGGACCAGCAUAAGAUGUUGUAAGAAUCUGGAUAUCUUUACAGAUUACUACCGUGAAUGAAGAAUGAUUUGAGUUUGCAACUAUUUUAACUCUAGUGAUCCAAGAGACCUGCUGGUUUGAAGCUCGAUGCAUAAGUUGACAUAUCCAUUGGUGGUAUAGGCUUGGAAAUGUAAGGCUCCCUUUUUGUUGGAUUACUAUUAUGACCUCGAAUUACAAACCCUUAGCAUGAACAAAACCAUCAAAGCUAAUUUUAAAAAUGUAUAGAUUAGCCAGAUAGAAAUCAAGUGAAACGCUAAUGAGAUUCUUUCAAAGUGAAACUCUCCAUGUAUGCUCCGAACAGUGCUCUCCGGAAAUUUCACAAGUCCUGUUGGUAAUAUAAAUUUGUGAAUGGUAGGAUAUU